This is a messenger RNA of Exophiala mesophila, 2794 nucleotides long. RefSeq lists its product as uncharacterized. The transcript is spliced from 2 exons. Bases 190 to 2601 code for a protein of 803 amino acids. The record is from RefSeq and is a predicted model, not a curated record. NCBI's taxonomy places the organism in Eukaryota, Fungi, Ascomycota, Eurotiomycetes, Chaetothyriales, Herpotrichiellaceae.
AGAUUUGGAGAAAUCAAUUCCACUUCAGACCUCCAGCCAUGUUCAGGUACACAUUCACAUCUACAGUCCAUUCAGCCACAUAUCUACACCACUGUCACUAACAAUACCACCUCCUUACUCCGUACAGAGACUGACGCACUCAUCCCCGAUAUGCGAUCGUUCAUCCCAUAAGCUUGAACUCCAAAUGUUAUGACUCGAGGCAUUGGUGCGGCCAGCGCAAUUCAAUUUUCCGCAAGAACUCGUCCUGCCAACUUUGUCUGGAUCUCCGAUGAAUUACUAGCCGGCACUUUCGCUCGCUUUUGCCAGAGACGUCAUGGAAGCUGCGUGCCGGGGCCCUUGGAAGCAAGGCGCCGUGCCGCGAAGCGGAAGAACACCAGUCUUGCGUCUCAGUCUUGGAGCCCAGUACCCUUGGAUCCUGCACUGCUUUCAGGUCGCGACCAACAUGUGUCAUGGUGGCAGAGCGAUAAGAAAGUGAACAGUGUGGAACCGAAAACCCCCAAAUGGCUGUCAUGGCUCCUCGAAAGUCAACCCUCCCCUUCGGCCCCACACGCGCAAUCGGCAAAGCAAGAUACAGUAUUAUGGGAUAGCCUCGACAAUGACUGGUUGGCUGGCAUUCUCAGUCAAUAUACCACAUUCCACGAUAUUCAAGAAGCACUGCAACAACGCCGCGUUAGUGCCGAACAAAGACCAAAGCUGUGCCAACAGGUCUUGAGCCAUCUCCUCAAGCAUGAAAAUUGGGCUCCUGAGGUCGCACAGCUUUUGCUAGACCCCGAAUUUCACCCUCCUGGAUCCUCACUGCACCUCGAAGCCUUCUCACAGCUCGACACGCUACCCUUGUCGGAAGACUCGUGGCUGAGAAUACGAAAUUCACUGUGCGACGCAUCUCGGCUGGGGAUCGUCCCGAUUGAUGACAUCCGCAAGAUCAUAGAGUCCUCAUGUGGAAGAAGCCUUCGUCUCGCUGAUAGUGCAUCCAUAAUUUCACUCGAAGCCAAUGAGAUCGGCCUUCUUCCGGAGCUGGUCAAGGCGAUAUAUGCUUCAAGCAUUUUGAGCCUUGAAGACAUCGGAAUAUCAUUCAUCCUGGAUUCGUUGCGUAAAUCUAGCAUAAAUCGAAAUGCUAGCACAGUUUUAUCAAUCCUGGCUCCCUGGGCUGAACAGAGGCACGCCAGCACAUACUCCUACUACGCUGUCGAUGAGAUUCUCCACAUCAAAGCCGACUCUCCACAGGCAGAGGCUACCACCAUAUCUUCAACAGCACGAUUUCUCUCUACACUGAACUCGAGAGUUCUUGCGCUUACCCUUCUUCAAGUGACCGAGCAGCUAUGCCUUGUUAGCAGCAAGAAGGGCCUGUCAGGCAUGACGCAUCUCGCCAACUGGCGGACGACUCUAUCUGAACUCGGACGGCCCACAAAGGACGAGCUUCUUGAGGAAGGUCAUUUCUCUACAAUGCUCUCACACCUGGGCGAUGAGAAGGGAAUUCGCGGGCUUUUGAUGACAAUGUGGACCUGUGUCAGCCUGGCAAACUCAGAUGAGGAAUUAGAGGCGUUUCUCCACGAGGAUAAUGUUAGGAGGGUAAUUCGGCAAGAGAUGGAGGGCACGAACGGUGUCGAGACCAACGAUCCUUUUGGUCGAUUCACUCUCGAGCUGUCCAAGCUUCCUCUGCCUAACAAAGGCUUUCUACUGGAGAAGAUCUUGCCAUUCAUCCACCAUCGUUCACCAGCUGCUGCGUCAGACCCAUAUCUAGAAAUGCUCAUCAAAGGACUUGUGGAUCGACGAUACGUCAUACUGUCCGACCGAGGCCAUUUCCAAUCUCUAUGGAGAAACUAUCCAUAUGAGCUAGUGGACUUUGCCGAGUCGAUCAAUCCGCACCUGCACCUCUUCAAGGGGCUAUCGCGCAAAUGGCUCUACAAGGACGACAGGGCAUCAGGGGUGGUAUUGAAGCUUCUACGGCACAACCACGCCUUGAAACUGGCCCUGAGCCAGUUGUCACUAGAUCCCGACCACGUCCCUUUCCGGAUCGCAUGGCUUCGUGAGAAGACGCAUAGCAUCGACCGACUCCCUGAUCCACACGAGGCGCUCGAAUUCAUCAAGCACCUGGCCGUGUCAUUUGCAACGACCAAAAUCGACACGCCAUCCACGUGCGACAACCACCUCAACUGGCUGUAUCUAUUCCUUCACCGGUAUCGCUGUCCCGUUCCACCCAUCCUCGUCCAAGGCCUCUGGUACACCGGACUGGUUCGCCCGGGCAGAAGUGAAUUCUCAUCUGCGACCAUGGAGCGCGUGCUGUACCGCGUGUCGCAAGUCGAGGGUCCGGAUGUUGCACGCCAACUCGAAUGCGAUCCGGCUUUCCGAGCCCAGUACCAGCGCAACUUCGAAGCUUAUGCUCAACAAGACGACCCUGAUUUUCUCGCAAAACAUUAUCCCGAGGUUGAUUAUAUCGAUGACCUCUACUGGGCUCAGGGCUCGCAUUGGAUGAAGGAUCGAUCCUCCUUGCUGGAUUUUAAACCUGAUUGGUCACCUGGAGAGUACACUGAGUUGCCUGAUACAAGCACACCUCUCCCUUUUCCAAGGCAGCGGUUAACUCAUGGUGCUCUGUUUACAUAGAGAGAGACCCAGGAGAGAUGGGCACUUGAAUUGAUCAAAUCCACGCUAGAAAUGACAUGAUAUUGGGCCUAAAACCGAAAUUACAAGAUAGAGAGGUCUUACUUGGAGUCAUGGGGUUGGCGAUGAAUUGAAUUCUGCAUCGUGAAGUUAUAGCGACGAGUGAUCUAGUGUUUAUAUAGUGUAUGAUAAUAAC